Molecule: messenger RNA, 4793 nt
Organism: Pseudo-nitzschia multistriata
Lineage: Eukaryota; Bacillariophyta; Bacillariophyceae; Bacillariales; Bacillariaceae
Source: the annotation of a GenBank genome assembly
UGCCAGUUGUCACGGUUUCAGUUGACUAAAUCGAACAAGCUCCAAGAUGAAGAAGUUCUGUUGAGAACAGGGAAUGCAGGUAAGGGUUGGUUCUCGUUUCAGAGUCCGACUCGGUAGAGCUCAAAUGUUAUACUUUUUGCUUUGAACUAUGAUAUGAAAGGGACGUUGAACUGUUCUAAAAAUUUCUCCCUCCUCAAAACAUCGCACUUGAUACUGUAUCGUAGGUAAAAUGCAUAAUGGAGGCGGUAUGAGUUUUGGUCCAGAUGGCAAUUUAUAUUUGGCUACGGGUGAUACUGGUUACCCAAGAAGCAUCGAUCCAGCGAACAAUCUAGAUAAUUUGUGGGGGAAAAUUCUACGUAUUAAAGACGAUGGAACAGUCCCUUCUGAUAAUCCCUACGUUGGACAGAACAAAUCCCAACGAUGCGGUGGGAAGAUCAUCAAUCCAGGUGAUGGUAAAUCGCGUGUGUGUACGGAAAUAUUUGCUCGAGGAUUUCGAAAUCCGUUUUCGUUAGAGAUGAAUCCAAACAUCAAAAAUGGCGACGUUGAAUUCCAUAUCAGUGAUGUCGGCAGGGAGAAUUGGGAAGAAAUCAACAUCGGUGGCACAGGAUACGAAAAAGCUAACUACGGAUGGAGAGAACGUGAAGGACCAUGCCAAAUGGGUAAAACCUCAAGCAAUAGUUGUGACAAGGUUGAUCCUUUGGAAUUUGUUGAUCCAAUUCAUUUUUAUCAGCAUACUAAUAGUAGAGGUUCAGCAUGUGUUGGUGGUUCUUUUAUUCCAAAUGGGAUCUGGCCAAAGGAGUACGACAACGAAUACCUGUAUGCGGAUUUGCGAGCUCAGAGCAUCUUUCGCAUGAAACUCGACAAAGACAACGAAUGCCGAGGUAAACAGUGCGACAAACAAAAAUCAAAGUACAUCGGGGUACCCAUCGUCAACAAUAUCGAAGGGAAUUCUGUCUUGCGAUUACGCUUUGGUCCUCAUAGCAAAAAACGCUCGGACCAGAUCUCUCUGUAUCACCUUUUGUACGAUUCGGGAAAAAUCAACCGACUUACUUACAUCGGAAAGGGGGGCGACUCUGACGACAAUGAUGUGAGCAACAAUCGAAAACCUGAAGCUGUGAUUGAAACUUUUUAUUCUUCGGAUGAAAAAGGGGUCACUGUGAGAUUUGAUGGAUCAAAAAGCAGUGACCCCGACGGAGACAAACUCAGCAUGGAAUGGGAAUUUGGUGAAGAGGACCAAGAUGAUACCAAUGAUGACUCUCCAAUUACAUCUCACACCUACCGAAAAUCCGGUCGAUUCACCGCUUCCUUGAAAGUGAGUGAUGGGAACGGAAAAACGUCAAAAACUACUGUUACCAUCAAUGUUGAUAAGGAUUAUGAUAGAUCUUCUGAUAGUGAUCAUGGAAUUCCAACUCUUCAAACCUUUCCUUGGAGUGAAGAAUGUGACAGUUACCAUGAUGACGAUACGAAUAUCGAUCGAUGCGGGAUACUCGAAUUUUGCUUCGACGAAGAUUCUGGAAUUUAUGGUUAUCAGAUUGCGGAAGGAGGGCAAUGUGGUAUUUUGACGAUGGUUUCGGCGCCCGUUAUUCGACUGCAACCAGGCUUUACUUACCGAUUGACGUUGCGGAAUCUAACUCCAGAUCCUACUAACAUUCACACGCAUGGAUUGCAUAUCGUUGGAUCGGGUAACGGUGAUGAUGUUACAAGAGUUAUGGAUGGCGGGGGGAACUGCAUGGAUUACAGUAAGUUUGAUUUUUCCACGUAGUGACGUCAGUCGUUCAAUUAGUACUCAAAUACUAAAAUAUGAACACCAACUUUUUUGUCUGCGUAUCAUUAUGUUCAUAAACGAAAAGCUUGGGACAUCAGAUCGGAUCAUCCAGGGGGGACAUACUGGUGAGCGAAAGUAUCAUUGUUUGUAAGGUGAUGUUUAUUUCCACUUUAUCGAUUGUCAUUCCUGAACUCAUCAACCCGGAUUCCCAAUUUAUGCAGGUAUCACCCGCAUGCCCACUCGUUUUCCGAGGUUCAAGUAAAUGGCGGGGCAUCUGGUCUUCUCGUUGUAGAGGACAACACAAAUAACGACGAUAACAUUCCAGGCUGGGCAUCCAAUGAGCUCUUACUCCAAAUCUUACGACUUGACGAUGGUUACAAGAUGUUGAGUAAUGGCAGGUCCUACGAGAUUUUUAAUCUAAAGGCUGGUAAAUGGUACAGGAUGCGUAUUUCGACCGUUGAUCCAUUAGGAGCUCCCCAGGAACUUCGUUUCACAUCAGGAUGUGAAGUUCAUAAGGUCGCUAGCGAUGGCGUUUGGCAUUCAGUUGUUCCGUUUGAUGAGGGCUCAAUGAACAAGUUCGAAAUGACUGGUUCGUCUCGUGGAGAUUUUGCUAUACGCUGCAACAUUUCCCCCGGGAUCAACAUCCGAUUUAGUGAUACAAUUGUUGCAAUCUUGAAUAUCAAGCAAGAUGGUUCCUCAACUUUGAGGCAGGAGAUAGGAAGAUGGCAGCCUAAACGUCCUCCAUCGAUUCAAAAUAUGGUAUCAGCUACUGUUGCAGACGAAAAUAAACUUGUCAUCAAAAUCAAACGAGAUUCAAUCAACGACAGAGAAUGGAAUCCCUUUGUCCCCCUUGGAUCCCUUGCUUAUGACGAAGUUCAUGAAUGGGAAUUACCCGAUACGCGGGAGCACCCGUUCCAUAUUCAUCUAUAUCACAUGCAAGUGGCGACACCAAAUGGAUGUGGCAACGACUUUCGAGAGGGCGAAUUCUACGAUACUAUAUCUGCUGGGCCAUGCACGGUAAGAUUCCGUACAUCCGACUUCGGUCAAAGGCUUGUUGUACAUUGUCAUGUGAUGCUUCAUAGUGACCUUGGAUCUAUGGGGUGGUUUGAUGUUAGAGGCRCUGGCAUGCCCGUAUAUGAAUUGACGUCACAACAUCACGAUUGCUCUGGAAAUAUCGUACCGUCACCGACGAUAUCACCAACCAGAAAGUUCGACGAAGGUAUUGAAAAUUGCAAAAUAUUUGAUAAGCUGUCCUUUACAGCAAAUGCCAAUAAAUUUUGUGAAUAUAGUGAUACUACUAUCGGAAACGACGCAGAAGAGAAACAGUGUGGAAUGGGGCCAGUUGAUAUGAAACUUUCUAUUAAUUCAUCAAGUUGUAACAAUGACUGUUUUGUCGCUUUUACGAUCGCUGGUGAGUUUGUCACGUAUAAGUUCCUCACAAGCUCGACGGUUGGUAACGUAAUGAUCAAGGCCAAGGUUGCAAGCAAGCUCAGUAAGAAGAAAAGGUUUCGAUUGAUAAUGCUGGACCAAAACUCGGAAAGUGGUGUAUUACUUGCUCCUGGUAAAGGGUACGAAGUAUUCGAGGAAGUGACAUGGGAGUUGUCGGGCUUACCCAAAGGCCUCCAUCAUCUACAGGUUUACUUCAUAGAUGGCAACAUCAAUCUUUGUAGUAUCGAAGUACAGAUGAACACUGUCUCGGAACCAGGGCCGACGCUUGCUCCCAUGCAACCAUCGGUAUCACCGCUACCACAUUCUCCGAAUCAGAGUACACAACCCAACAAUGAUUGGGCUAUUGACGAUCAAUCCAACGAUGUCUCGGAACCAGGGCCGACGCUUGCUCCCAUGCAACCAUCGGUAUCACCGCUACCACAUUCUCCGAAUCAGAGUACACAACCCAACAAUGAUUGGGCUAUUGACGAUCAAUCCAACGAUGAAGAACCAAGAAUGCCCAUUUCCAUUCCUCCGGUCACUUGGGCGGCACUCGACUACUACGAAGCAUUUGAGAAAACACCCGAAAGUAUUGGUGAUGGAUGUAACUUUCGCGGUGAUGGAGUAGAUGCAAAACGCACAGAAGAUAGGACUUGCAUCGUUCGGGAUAAUUCGCAGUGCUACAUAGGUUGGUGGGAUCCCGGUGAGCAUCUUCUCUAUCGCAUUUCUAUACCUAGAGGGUUGUCACAAAAUUACGACAUCAAAGUCCGCGUAGCGUCAAAACGAGAAGCAAGAGAUAUUGGAAUGGAAAUAAUAAGUUUUGAUGGGACCAAGAUUUUGCAAUCCAAGCAGUUCGAAGCACCAGGAAACGGAUGGCAAAAUUUUAAGGAUGUAGUUUGGGAUUCUAUUGACUUGAACGCUGGUAGAUACAUUCUCAAGAUCCUCUCUAAUACCGGGAGUAUAAACCUUUGUUCUACGUCUGUCAUGCCUACUAAUAAUGAGCCUGAUCAGGAUCUUGAUUUCGAAAUUCAGGUUCCGGGAUAUUAUAAUGCUUUGCAUUAUGCUAAUAUAGGGUUGUUGGACACAACUGUUGAGCAUCGAGGAGACUGUCCGUACAGGAAAAAUACACCGGUAGAUGCAAAGAUGAAUGAUGAUUUGGUAUGCAAACAAGCAAUCUCCGAGUACGACUUACACUGUCAUAUAGCGUUUACAGAAGUGGACGAGUUUCUUACUUACAGAUUUCGGAAGGUGCCCACGCAAACCAAAGUUCGUGUUUCUCUUCGCGUCGCAAGCAAGAGUCCUCGAGAAAUUCUUGUGGAACUCGAUUCACUAGAGACGGCAGACAAUUUUUUUUUCAGGGCUACUAAAGUGGUUCAAACUUCUGGCAACGAAAAGAACUCUUGGGAUAUAUACGAGACAAUUGCUGUUUGGGAUGAAAUUGAUAUUGGUACUGCCGAGAACUACAGUCUCAAAAUAGUGUUUUUGAGUGGUAGGACAAACCUCUGUGCAAUUGGAAUUGAUUACAUUUCGUUAGUGGUAUGAUUAAUGGGGCUAUUACCUGGCAUCAUUGAUAAGAGCAUUAUAAAUGAUAUCAUAUAGC